AUGAAGAUCAACCAGAAUACAGUAGCUAUUUCGACAAGCAAGGCCUUGCUCGUCCCAUACGAAGCACACCAUGUGCAACAAUACCACGCAUGGAUGCAAGAUCCAGACAUUCAAGAAGCUACAGCUUCAGAGCCGAUGACUUUGGAUGAAGAAUAUGAGAACCAACAAUCAUGGCGCACAUCAUCUGAUAAACUCACCUUUAUCGUCUGCGCACCCACUCAAGAAGCACCGAUUAAAGCUGGUACAGCAGACGCAGAUGCCCUUAUGCGCGGAGACAUCAACUUCUUCCUAUAUCCCUACGAAAGCGAUGAUGAAGAUGAAUCAGCAGAUGCGGGCUGGGUUACUGGCGAAGUAGACGUCAUGAUCGCCUCACCAUCGCAUCGCGGACAGGGUCUUGGUCGAGCAGCAGUUUGCGCACUACUUGUGUAUAUCCGAAAGCACAUCGAUGGAAUACUUGCCGAGUAUGGAGCGAAAGAACUGAAGGGGUUGAUGGUGAAGAUCAAGGAGGGGAAUAAGGGCAGUCGAGCUUUGUUUGAGAAGUUGGGUUUUGUGCAGAAGGGAGAGGUGAAUUACUUUGGUGAGAUUAUGAUGACUAUUGAGUGGGAGGAGGUUUUGAAGAGAGAUUGGUGGAAGGGGGCUGAAGAGGAGUUUACGGAAGUGAAGUAUGAACUGGACAGCAAGUGA
Fusarium coffeatum is the source of this 684-nucleotide messenger RNA. RefSeq lists its product as uncharacterized. Bases 1 to 684 code for a protein of 227 amino acids. The record is from RefSeq and is a predicted model, not a curated record. Gene Ontology annotation, molecular function: N-acetyltransferase activity. Gene Ontology annotation, biological process: protein acetylation. The transcript is spliced from 3 exons. Lineage: Eukaryota; Fungi; Ascomycota; Sordariomycetes; Hypocreales; Nectriaceae.